This is a messenger RNA of Leishmania braziliensis MHOM/BR/75/M2904, 4512 nucleotides long. RefSeq lists its product as hypothetical. The transcript has a single exon. NCBI's taxonomy places the organism in Eukaryota, Euglenozoa, Kinetoplastea, Trypanosomatida, Trypanosomatidae. Bases 1 to 4512 code for a protein of 1503 amino acids. The record is from RefSeq and is a predicted model, not a curated record.
AUGCACUUGCGGAAGAGGCUUGUGCAGCGCGGUGUGCUGCACUUCUACCCUCAUCGGUUCCAUCGACGAGUACUGGCUGCGACCGCGUCCACGCCACUGUCGUCGUCAGGCAGCAUCACUAGAGGGAGCGACUUUGCACGCUACGCGGAGGCGGAGCUCACCGAUGCGCUCCUCACGACGCCUUUGCCCACUGAGGCGGACUCCAAUCCAGUGAAACAGCGACUCACCUCCUCCCCCUCUCUCUCGCCUCCAGCAGCAACGGCUGGUGCGCAGCGCCACCACCGUCGGCGGCGCUCUCUCCACUGCGGCAGUGAGGUGUCGAGCCUGCCACCCACCCACGCCAUCUUGAACCACCUGAACAGCUCCCUGUGGCUGCAGGUACUGUCCCGCCUGCAUGGACGUGGCGCGCUUUCCGGCGAGGACUGCGCCGGGGCAAUCCGGUACCUGCCAGCCUUCACGUACCGCCCACUGAUGCCGUGGCUGUGGAACCCAACAGCCUUGUUGACGCCAGCGGAGGCAGUACAGCCGAGCCGCACAAGGCACCGAAUCGAGGCCGACCGAAGCAGCGAUGCGGAAAACUUUUCGGCUACAUGGGACACCGCGGAGGGCGAGGUGGACGUGGCGGCGGAGAUGCACAGCGAUAUGUCUGUGGCUGCGCUGGCGAUGAGUCGUCCACCUGCAGCUCCACCAGCACUGCCUGCUGCAGCCCCUCGCACAGCGUACACGGUCGCGGACAUCAGCACCGCCGCGCCACCGCAAUGGACUUCCAUUGCGACCUCUGUGGUGAGAUCGGCGUUCGCCAACGCACCGCCACCCACUCUCAAGGAGCUGCUAAAGGUGUGGCACAACCUUCUCUUCGCCCUCCGCUCUCACGCGGUGUGGGUCAGUACGCCGGAGCAGCUGCGCGGCAGCGCUCACCCGCAGCUACUGCGCCUGUUUGAGUGCUUCUACGCCGAUAUCCAGCGUCACACACAACUUUCUAGUGCGAGUGAGGCCUGCGACAGUGACGCCGUGCCCUCUAAGGAGCCACCGCGACAGCAGCGGUGUGAUGGCGUCAUUGCCGAAGUGGAGGUGCGCACGCUGACGCCGCCAAUUUUGCUUCGCAAGCUGCGGAGCCUCUAUCGUCUGCACCCCAACUCCGCAAUGCUCUUCGCCGAGCUCUACGCCAUGUGUGUGGCAGAGGAAGAGGCCUUCGUGCGUCCCCGCGCCUUCCGCGCGAGCAGCCCCGCUGACGUCUCUGUGCGAGGAGGCACUCCGCCGACUGCCGGCGCGUGGGGGCUGCAGGUCACCACGACAGCCCUUUUAAUGGAUGUUGAUCUCGCUGCCUAUUAUGCCACACUGCCGGGGCGCCGCCAUAGCGGUCUCAGCGACGCAGGUGAGCAGUGGGCCGUUACGCUGCAACACCUGCAAUUCCUUCUGCCUCGUGUCCAUCGACUUCAGCAGUGCCUGAGGGCGCAAAGGAAAUCACCAACAUCAAGCAAAGAGGCUGCCGAAGCUGCGGUGUGGCAGCCGUGGCGGCAGGUCGUGUCCGUCCUUAUGAACGUGUGCGUGUGGGUCAGCAACGACAACGCCGAGGCCGAGCGCUGCAGCGACGCGCUGCGGUGCACCGUCAAGACGCUUCGAACGAUGAUUGCUGAUUCUUCGACAGUAGGCCGCGCCAGCGCGCACAACCUGCUUGCCCCCCCGACAUCCCACGACGUGUGUACCUUCAUCUCCUGCCUUGUUGAAGCAGCCCGGGAUAGCAUGCGGGCCAAGGCAGGUCAGCUGCAGUACGGCCCGAUGGAUGGCUUGCUGGGCGUGUACCUGCUCUCUGUUGCUGUCGCUGCCGUCAUCCCAGUAAGCGUUCACUGGCACAAGUCAGCGGCUGAUUGCCAGAAGACCAGCGACAGGGUGUGCGUGCCGAACACCGAUGCUGAUGACGCCAGGGAGCUCUUGCAUAGACUGCAUCUUCUCUCUCACGCCUCGAAGUCGACGCCUCGCGAGGUCUGGGCCGCGCUGCGCUGCUCCCCAACUGCUGGCGAAGCAGCUCGCUACGGCCUCAUCACAGUCGGUCAUCGUCUCUUCAGUGAGUGCGUCAUGCCACUGGUGAGCCAGCCAAUGACCUUCGUAACUGCCCAGCGCCUCUGGGGCCGCUUGCGCGCGUGGGCCACGGAGGUAGGCCGGCCGCUGGGCCUGCAAGGUGAGCCUGUCUCCGCGUUGUGGAGACUGCGAUGGCUGCAGGAGCAGAACCGAAAGCCAUCGGCGCUGCGGUCUUACCUUACCACAGACGGCGACAACAACGCGGCCAGCGCUCUUUUAGGCCGACUCACGUCCGGUUGUAUGCUAGCCAGCAGCGACUGCGUUGCAGCUCACAAAACAGCAACGCCCCCUGGCCCUGGGCAGUGGCGCUGCGGGUGUGGCUUCGAGAAUGAAAACACUGACCCGCACCAUCUCGACACCUCCAGUGUGGGGUGCGCGGCUUGUGUGCUGCGCACUCUGGCGCCGUUCAGCUGGGAGUGCCCCUCCUGCCACACCGCCUCCAGCAGCGGUGUGUGCGUGCCGUACUGCCUGCACUGCGGAGAGGCCCAUCCUCUGGCGGAUCAGCUUGGCAUCGCCGUGAAGACACCCAACGCAGCAGAUGAACACACGUGCGGCUUGACACUGAGUGAUGGAUACCCACACGUGGGAACGGUGGCGCUGCUGCCGCAGCGAGGUCUGCCCAAGAGCUCGCUGGUCUACACAACGACGCCACUGCAAUCGCUGAGCUCGCAGGAGGCCACGGCUGGUAUGGCACGCUGUUGCUGGGACUGCGGGCAUGCCUGUGGCAGUGCGCCCGUUGACGUUGGCGAGUUGCAUGCGGCGCCACUUUCUUCACUCCACGCGGCAUCGUCUCGGCACGGAAAAGAUGACGCUUUGCUGAACAGUCUCUAUGAGGCUGGUGAUUCGCUUAGGGCUGGGGAUCCAAGAGCACUUGUCUACGUGUGCUCCGACUGCCACGCCAUCUCCAUAGGCCCACACAGUGCCGCGUGCCCCAGCAUACCCGACGGCGCUUCGACGACGGAGCACGUGAAAGCAACGGGGUCCAGCACGGCUUCCUGCAGCAGUUGUGGCAGCACGGAGCCCGGAUAUUACACUGCUGCCUUCACCUGGACGUGCGGUUGCGGUGCCUGCAACUCUGGGCUGCACGCCUACUGCCAUGCGUGCUCACGGGCCGCCCAGCAGGUCAUGGUGACGUGCCCGCACUGCAACUACGCGCAGCCCGUAAGGGGAGUUGCAGCAGGGGCCAGGAACGGGUAUACAUGUGAGAGAUGCCACCACCCACACCCUCGCGUGCUCGCUGCCGUCAAUCAGCACCGCCUCGUUCACUGUCCUGCGUGUCACGGUCACGCGCCAUUCACGAGCGCGCAGUGCUCGCACUGUGCGUGCACCGCUGUGGCGACCGUGGCAGCGCUGCUUCCAACGGAAGCGGACCAACCGUGGCUUUGUCACUACUGUGGGACAACACACGCCGUCCGCGACAGCACCGACGGCCAGCUGAGCACUCCUGCUCACCUGACGGAUUACUCACCCUUGCGUGCCCUGCUCCCACCCCUUACAGAUGCUGCGGACGGCUGCUGCACGACGUGCGGUACGCGCCGCCUACCGGCGACCAUGUGGGAGCGCGGGCGCCUGUGGAGAUGCAGCGAGUGCGGAGAGCCGCACAACAACGAGCUGGCGUGCCGGCGAUGCGCUGCUCUGGCCCCUGGAAUCCCUGCUGGUGGGGUGUACGUGUGGCGCUGCGCAACGUGCGACGCGUAUCACCCAGGAUGGGAAGUGCAGUGCCGCACGGCCGGCUGCGGUGGUCGAAGAGGAGCAGAGGGUGCGUACUCACGGCUCUGCUACUCACCAUGGACUUGCGCCGAGUGUGGUGAGGUUACGCUGUCCUCGCACGCGCCUGCUUGCGCCGCCUGCAGUGCAGAGACUCCUGCACCGUUGCGUGCCACCCUGUGCUUCUUCGGCGACGCCUGCGGGACGGCGGCGCUCCCAACGACUGUAGCGAGCGCAGAGGGCCACAGAGAAAGUGCGGAGACGAAUAGCAGCGCACAUCCCCAUGAGGAAAGCACUGACCCAGACGCCCUCCCAUACGCCCACAGAGAUGUGCAAGCGGCACCUGUCAGCGCUUGUGCAACCCUCUCCCCAUCCCUCUCGCGCCAGCCCUCAGUGCUGUCUCCAGUGCAUGCCGUGACGGUUGCAUCUACGCGUCUAGCAGAGGUGGAGGCGAUCCUGCUGCAGGCAGCUGCACACCCGUCACUGCCGUUGCUUACCGACCCGCUGGACAUGGCGCCAAUGGAAGCUGCGUCAUCUACGUCUUUGUGGUCGCACAGUAGCGGUGAUGGCUCCACACAAGCGAGUGCGUCAGCCAGUGAUUCGGCCAAGUCCCUUACCGACCUGGCCCACCGUGACGGCGUCAUUGCUGGUGGCGCCGCAGGUUCGUCGUAUCUCGCCGUAGAACCGUGGGAGGAUGCGUACGCUGCGACCAUCGUAUCGUUCUAA